Messenger RNA from Anopheles darlingi, 1070 nucleotides. RefSeq lists its product as uncharacterized. The record is from RefSeq and is a predicted model, not a curated record. The coding region runs from base 24 to 458 and encodes 144 amino acids. NCBI's taxonomy places the organism in Eukaryota, Metazoa, Arthropoda, Insecta, Diptera, Culicidae. The transcript is spliced from 3 exons.
UUGACGCCGUCAGCUAUUGCCGAAUGUUGCAGGUCAAGCUGCUCCGAGCGCCAGUUUCGCCAGUGUUUCUACUCGAUACCAACAGCUACCCUGCGCACGUUUAUCACAUAGUUCCGAGCGUUCCGGUCACCAUGGAUACCGUGGAUAAUGUAGAGUUCAACGACGACAGCACGGCGACGGUGGCUGCGAACGAUCUACCGACGGAGGAGCUGAUCAGGAUGAUAGAAAACAAGGAAGUGACCGUCAAGAGCCAUCGCAUCGUGGACACCAUCACGUUGAUCACGGCAGGGGGCGAGUUCCGUCUAACGCUCGAGCGCUCCGGUGACUUGGAACCGGUUGGAAUAAUGCCGAGGACUGGCAACCGAGGAGGGUUAAGUGGCCAAGAUAAACUCCUUCUGUCACUGCUCGGCGGUGGUGGCCACAGCAAGGUGCGAGGCAUCGAACGUCUUAAAAAUUAACCUCUUCGAAGGCCUUCAUCCUAGACGAACGGCACGGACGAACACUCUAAUCUUCAUCUUAAUCCCAACCGAACCGAAAACCCCCCCGGGGGGCGAGAGGUGCCCGGUGACGUCCGUUCGCAAGACAAACAAAUCCAAUUAUAAUUUAUUACAAGAAGCGAUAACGUACAGCACCGUACAGCGCUUCCGGUGGCCAUACGAAAGGAACAGGAUAGGCUUAACCAAUGUCACAUCGUAUCCCCGGAGCUCGUUUCACCCUUCACCUUCAUGCUACUCCCUCACUGACACACACACACACACGGCAAAUGAGCUCGAAAGGCGCCAGGCGCCGGGGAAAACUUCGAAUAAAUAUUGGCCCUUCGAAAGGGAUAAGCGGACGACCAGCGAGACCAGAGGUCCGGAGAUUUCUGUGGAUGGCGACGCUUUUUAACCUUUAUCACCAUCGAAGGCACCCAUGACAUCCGGACGACGACGACGACGACGAUGGAUCUCAUGUGUCAAACUCACCGGUCCCCCAUCGGUCCGAUGUGGCCAAAGGCCUCGGGCUGGCUGGGCAUUACUGGGCCGGAGGGACAAAGUUAAUUGAAUAAAAUUAAUAAUAAUAAAUCUAUU